Molecule: messenger RNA, 564 nt
Organism: Saccharomyces kudriavzevii IFO 1802
Lineage: Eukaryota; Fungi; Ascomycota; Saccharomycetes; Saccharomycetales; Saccharomycetaceae
Gene: SYC1
Product: cleavage polyadenylation factor subunit SYC1
Exons: 1
Coding region: 1-564 (187 amino acids)
Source: RefSeq, a predicted model, not a curated record
AUGGAAACAGAUCUGCACAAGGAAAGAAUUCAGCAGAGAAUCAAAUUUGGUAACAGUGGAGAGGAUGCGACUAAUGACAUAUACCUUCGUAUCAUACAGAUGUUUGGCUGCAUAGAGAAGACUACAACGAAGCAGAUAACAAGACUACAAAUACUGGAUGAGGUCAGGAUAGAAAUUUCUGUGGACGACAUUUUAAUCGAUUGGAAAAAGAACUCAAUGAUAAGUGAAACGAUCGCCGAUAGUAUAGUAAUUAUGAUACUUGGAUUGCAUGCGGGUAAAAAGAGCGUCUUAUCUGAAUCUGGACUAAGAGAGAGAGAAAGUGAUGCCUGGAAGAUUCAAGAGUUGCAAAAUCUGUUCCAAGAACAAUUUGGAGACAGCUUCAGUGCUAAUGAAGGGGUGGGAGAACAAGAAGAUGUAAGAAAUGGCAGUGUUACCAUAGGAAAGAGCAAAGCGGUAAUUGAUUUCUCCACUAUGAAAUUGGUUGAUUGCAAUUCGAAUCCACUCAAGGGGAGAGUAGAGAGCAUACUAAGUAUUGGACAAAAACUAACCACUCCAUUAUGUUAA